GUCAGAAUCAAAAGUCUUAACAAUUUGACAACAUCCAUUUCCAGCAGCGGCGGCGCCCAAUCCGAACCUUGGUCCUUCAGAUCUCUCGAAGCACUCAAGUCAAUUCAGAACAGUAGGUACGAUGACAAACUUGUCCAAGUGAGGCUAAUUCAAUUCCUGUUUCCGUUGGCAAAAUUUUGUCCCUCGUCCCAAACUCUCCCGCUCUCCAACACAAGACAAUGUCAUUUGUCGAAGUCACAACCGAUGUGCGCAGCCAAUCAACGAAACGGAGAACUCAGCCGCAAGCGUUCGCACCAACAACGAAGCGAAAGAGAGAGAGAGAAAGGGGGAAACAGAAGAUAGCCAGUCGAGCGACUCCUUUGGUUAGAUCAAAUCCCAAUUCAACGCCCGGGACGAGAGAGAGUGAGGAGUAUAGCAGAAGCAGCAGCAGCAGAUACCGAAGGACGACGAAUUGAAGGAGCUCCCGUCCGCCGCCGGCGAUGAGCCCCGCAAUCCAAUCCAAGCGGCUUGGGCUAUUACUUGGAGCUCCGUGGGGGUUUUCGAUCGCCAUAUCGCCAUCUUUGAUACUUGAGGGUUCGAAUUAGUACCUCUCGGGGGUUUUCAACUCGAAGAUGCCGCCUUGGUGUGGGUCUUGAUCUCGCAGUGCUUUAGGGUUUUCUUGGUGGAAGAUGAUGUUCCUUCCUGCAUUGCUUCCCCCCGUCAGGUUGGCGUUGGAUGCAGAUCCAGUUCUCUGUAAAACAAGGCGCAAUUCCUUAUCUUGAACGACACCCACAAAGAGAAUAGGAAGAGGAGCAGAAGAGAAUUAAUUUCAUCUCUUUGCGUAUGGACACUAUUGACUGAGAGAUGAAGCCAUUGGCACAACCGCAGGCGUCGUUGCAACUGCGGCAUCAUUCUCGGAUCAACCUCAGCGUCCUGAAGUCCCAGAUAGCAAAACAGCUGGGCACGAAACGAGCACAGUGCUACUUCAGCUAUCUGAAUGGGUUGCUAUCACAGAAGUUGAGCAAGUCUGAGUUCAACAAGCUCUGCUUUGUUACUCUUGGCCCUGAGAAUCUCCCCUUGCACAACCAGCUGAUUGGAUCGAUCCUUAGGAAUGCCUGUCAAGCUAAAACUCCUCCACCAAUCACUCAUGACAAGGGUGUGCAAAAGCCCGUAAAAGCUUCUCUGAAGAAAUCAAGACAAGGAGAUGAUGGAUUCAAUUCAUCGCAGACCCCAACGUCAAUGCCCAUCUCAUCAAAUGGACGUAACUUGCCUCUAUCACCUUGCAGGAUUACGGUUGGGUCCCAGAAUUGGCAUUUUAAAGACCACCAAAGCCCUCCCGAACCCCAUGGGACAGCAGAGAUUGCUUCCGAUCAGUCUGUAGUAACUUAUGAUGAGGUUGUUAGCAGGGAGAAUGGUGACUUGAGUUCAUCCAAUUUGAGAAGACUGCAGCAUCAGCAGGGUGAGCCUGUGGAGCAGCUGGCAAAGAGGCCAAGGUUGGCUAUGCCUUUGUUUCAUGACCAGGGUUCAGUACAUGGCAAGGAUUUGGUUGGAAAGUCUAAUGUGGAAGAUAGGGAUAGACUAGACCAUUGGGAAUGCUAUAGAGAACCUCUUCGAGCCCCACUUGGCAUUCCAUUUUCUUCUUCAAACAUUGGUGGGGCAAGAAGGUGUCUACUACCAAGAGCCAGUGCUAGCAAUGGUGGUUUUGGUAGCAGCUAUCAUAGUGGUGAGUUAUGCAAUACAGAGAUUUUGAAGAAACAAAUGGAGAAAAUGGCUGAAGCACAUGGUUUGGGAGGAGUAACUAUGGAUUGUGUCAAUCUAUUGAAUUAUAGUUUGGAUACUUAUCUGAAGCGGUUAAUUAGGUCAUGUGUCGAGCUAGUUAGAGCAAGAACUGGGCAUGAAUUAAUAAAGCAGACUGUCUUCAGACUGCAGCCCUAUAGAAAACCCAUCACUGGUACUUGGGUGGGAAAUAACAUCCCAACACAAAUAGGAGGACCUUUGGAAGGCAGUCAUGAGCUGAAAAACUGCUGCUUGAUAUCUAUGCGGGAUUUUAUGGUAGCAAUGGAGCUGAAUCCACAGCAACUCGGAGAGGAUUGGCCCUUGCUACUUGAGAAAAUAUGUAUUUGUUCAUUUGAAGAAUUAGAUGGAUCCAGGUAAAAAUUUGGUUUGUGAGAAACUGUUGGCUGAAUUGCCUCAGUAUCCGAGGGCUAUGAGUGCCUGUAUGAACACUGUAUCAUACCACAGCUUCAAGAUACACUUUGCAAGGCUUCAUGGGAUCAGAGCAGAAGAAUUCUGUUAGAUCCUUCCAAGGAACAUAGCCACAAGCAGCAUCACAUUCUAUUUGGUUCAUCCUGCCAAAGGGAAGGGACAAUCCUGUUUGGCCCAUAUGUUGUACAUUUUAGUGGUGAUGAGUGGUGUCUCCAGUACUACCAGGGAUCUCAAGCGUAAAUGUAAUUACGAAAAUGGAGGAUUCCGGAGGCAGUUUUGAAGGAAAGUCGUUUGUAAUUUAUACAUAUGUUCUGCAGGUCAGUGUUUCACCUUUUACACAGAUAUCCUCCCACUAGGGAAGAACUGUGUUGCAUCCUGCUAGAAUGUGUGACAAAGGAAACAAUUAGUGCUGAAGUAUUUGUAGAAUCCUAAGACAAGCAGUUCAGCAGCUGAUAUAUGGUAUUAUUAAAAUUAUUCUUAAGCUACAAUAUUUCAGUUGGUAGAAGCAUCAUCCGGUUUUAUGGCAAAGUACAUGAUCUUUUUUGAAAGAGAGAAGCAAGGUUUAAAAUUUCGGUGCCAAAGGUCUGACUAGGAGAGAUAGGAGGAAGCGGAAGUGGAAGAGGAAGAGGAGGAAAGUGGUGACGACACAAAUCGAUAGGAGUAAAAAAAAGAAAAAAGACAAAGUUGAGCUCAGUUGCUAUGUUGUAGAUUAUUCCGUGAAAUUCUCUCUCUUAUGCAUAGAGAGGAAAAAACUGAUACGGAGAUACAGUUGGAGCUAGGAGGUUAGUAGAUUGACCUGUGAAUUUAUCAUUCUUGUGAUCAUUUUUCUCACUGGUCUGACAUUUUGCACUUUGUCAGCUGUAUCUUACUGAUAUAAAUCACAUCAUCAUGGUUUGUUCUGGUUAAUAAGAGCUUAUUUGAUGACUUUGCAUCUUCGUUAUGAUGAUAAUGGUUCAUAAUUCCAUUCUUGAGUUUGUUAUUUUGUCAUGCAAAAUCUUCAUGAAAAAAGUUCUUUUUCUGCAAAUGCCAGUUUCUUGUGAUCCUUUUUCUAGUUCAUCUCUCUUGAAAUGAAUAUCUUCAUAUGAUUACUACAGUUACCAAAAAAAUCUCGAAUAAAGUCUUCUCUCAGUUGGAAAAACUUUCCCUGGUGCUCCUGUUAGGAAUUGGUGCUUUCUAGUUUUCAACGCAGAAGGUUGGCGAAUGCUUUAUUAGUAGAGAGCUAACAUUUUAGUGGUAAGAUGUUUCACUUACAAAGGAGGUGAUCUGCAAGAAGAAAAGGCUUCCUUAGGACAAUGGAGAUGCCUUGCGGAUUGGGCACCAAUUCUUCAGUCGAAGCCACUGAUGGAUGCAGGCAACAUGGAAGCAAUGCUUCACCAACAUAUUCCUCAUGAAAGGAAAGAAGAGUGAGAAACCUUUCCUCCUUCAAAUGCAAAAUAGGUGAACAUUCGGUGCACAGUGCAUUGCAUCUCUGAACAUUUCUUAGGUGUUCCUAAGGAAAUUAUAAGAAGGAAUUUAGCUCAUGGAUUAAGUUGUUUUUGAAUUAAUAUCUCGACUGUCAAUCAGC
Molecule: messenger RNA, 3748 nt
Organism: Musa acuminata AAA Group (dessert banana)
Lineage: Eukaryota; Viridiplantae; Streptophyta; Magnoliopsida; Zingiberales; Musaceae
Product: putative glucose-6-phosphate 1-epimerase
Exons: 6
Coding region: 844-2133 (429 amino acids)
Biological process (GO): regulation of transcription by RNA polymerase II; carbohydrate metabolic process
Cellular component (GO): cytoplasm; SAGA complex
Molecular function (GO): transcription coactivator activity; carbohydrate binding; glucose-6-phosphate 1-epimerase activity
Source: RefSeq, a predicted model, not a curated record